AUUUGCAUACUUAGCACGUUCACUCUAUCUUCUCUUCUCAAAGAACUUCAUCCAAAGAGCAAAAGGGCCGAAGUAGGUCCGCACUCUUUUCAGGAACGAAUGCAGGAUAGACUAGAAGAAAAAGAGAAAAAGCAAUGCUAGAUAAGAUAUAAGGCAUAGCUUCCCCGUUACUACCUCUCACUCCGAACAUCACCCCCUCCUCCUCCCUAUUGGCAUCAUGUUGGGUUCUCUUACUUUGGCCGCUUCUUUGGCCGCUUUGCCUUCCUUUAUCAUCGCUUCUCCCAACUCUUUCCCAAGUCCUUCGGAUGGCUUCAGCUGUGCAAAAGCCAUCGGUCAAGUUUCAUGUCAUGCAACUUCUCCCGUCAAUCCAGACUCAUACGGAACAUGUUGCUACAACGGUGCUUUGGCACCUGGCAACAAAGAAAGUGGUUUAGUUCUAUCAACUCAAUUCUACAACUUGACAACCGGACCUCCGGACAGUUUCACAAUUCAUGGUUUGUGGCCCGAUUACUGUGAUGGUACUUAUCCACAAUUUUGCUCAGCUCAAUCUGGUAUUCCAGAAAAGAGUGGAGAACAAAUUGAAGCUUUGAUUCAAGAAUACGAUCCUUCUUUGUUAGCUUACAUGCGUACUUACUACGAGAAUGAACCUUCAUUCUGGGAGCACGAAUAUAACAAACAUGGAACUUGUUUCUCAACUUUACGUGCAAAAUGUCAAUUGGACCUUUCACCUUACAUUAACCAAACUUCAGCUGCUGUUGUGGGUUACUUCCAACAAAUCGUUCAUGAAUUCAAACAAUUGCCUUCUUACGAUUGGCUGGCACAAGCAGGUAUCACACCCGAUUCAACAAAAACAUACAAGCUGAUCGACAUUCAAAACGCUUUGGCCAAAAAACAUGGUGGUGUCCCUUACGUUGGAUGCUACAACGGAGUUCUUUCUGAAAUUUGGUAUUUCUUCAACGUUCGAGGACCACUCAUCCAUGGACAAUACCUACCAGUCGAAUCCACCACAAAUUCUUCUUGCCCUGCAGACGUUUCUUACCCAGCACCAAAAAAGACAGUCUAAGAGCAACGAAUAUUUGCAUGAACAAUGAAAUUGGUAUAGAUUGUAUACAACUUGCCGAUCAAGCGACCAUCUUUCGCUUUCUGGCUACAUUCUGUUCCAAUCUCUGUUUGACGGUUUCCUCGUCCAAAUCGAAACCAUCUCGCAUAUACAUAUCAUCUGUUCUCUUUUCAAUCAAUUUGCUUUUGACGAAUUGCAAACCGGCUAAAUUGUAACCUAUGGUCAUCUUUUGACGUUGUAAUGAAGCACGUAAAUGACGUCGUAAACUUUGCAAUGUCGUUCGCAUGAUUCGAUUAGAAACGAUUUGACCAUGAUAAUUGCGUAAAAGGAAGAAUAAAAUUCUAGCCACUAAAGUCAUAUUCCAUUCUUUGCUUGCCCA
Meira miltonrushii is the source of this 1439-nucleotide messenger RNA. Its product is annotated as ribonuclease T2. Gene Ontology annotation, cellular component: extracellular region. The transcript is spliced from 2 exons. The record is from RefSeq and is a predicted model, not a curated record. Gene Ontology annotation, biological process: RNA catabolic process. The annotation marks the transcript as partial. NCBI's taxonomy places the organism in Eukaryota, Fungi, Basidiomycota, Exobasidiomycetes, Exobasidiales, Brachybasidiaceae. Gene Ontology annotation, molecular function: ribonuclease T2 activity; RNA binding.